UCCCGGCCUGCCAGUCUCUCCGCGCCCGUGCCCCGCCGUCCCAGCGCUGCCCUGAGCUCCCCCCGCCGGCCGCCCCCGCAGCCUAUGGCCCUGGAGGGCGCCACUGCCGCCGCCUGUAUUUCUGCUGUAGGUUCCCACAUCCCUCUUUAAAAAUUCCGCCUAAAAAGCGAAGACGAUUUACCAAAUCUUUCGGGCCGUUGUCCCACGGCAAACUCUCUGAUCAGGUUUAUAACUAUCCAGAAGGCCUAGGAGAAGUGCUUUAUAGAGAGCAGUUCGACUUCAACGCCGAGCCACCUUGGGAACCUAGCUGAUGAUAGUAGGGUUCCAUCUCCUAACUUGUCCAUUUUGUUGCAUAAUUUAAGGACCCGGAUCCAAGGCUUGACGGCCUGUCCCUUGUGUUUCUUGGUUUAUGACUGUCGGCUUUGCGGAAUACGGCUGAGAUGAAAGGAUUUCUUGAGGAUGCAAACUACUCCAUUGGCCUGCUGGAUGAAGGAGCAACUCUUGGAGAUGUUAUUGACAACUAUGUUUAUGAACAUACACUUACUGGAAAAAAUGCAUUUUUUGUUGGUGAUCUUGGAAAGCUUCUGAAGAAACACAACCAAUGGCAGAAUGUGAUGGCACCAGUAAAACCAUUUUACGCUGUAAAAUGCAAUUCCUCUCCUGGUGUACUUGAGAUUCUGGCAGCUCUUGGAAUUGGGUUUGCAUGUUCUAGUAAAUCUGAAAUGACAUUGGUACAAGACUUGGGCAUUGCUCCUGAAAACAUUAUAUAUACAAAUCCUUGCAAGCAAGCUUCUCAGAUAAAAUAUGCAGCGAAAACUGGGGUAAACAUCAUGACUUGUGACAAUGAAAGUGAAUUAAAGAAAAUUGCACGUAACCAUCCAAGUGCUAAGCUCUUACUACAUAUUGCCACAGAAGACAUUAGUGGAGCUGAGGAGAUGAACAUGAAAUUUGGCACCAUGCUGAAGAGCUGUAGGCACCUCAUGGAAUGUGCUAAGGAGCUUGAAGUCCAAAUAGUUGGUGUUAAAUUUCACAUUUCAAGCUCUUGCAAGGAACCUCAAGUGUACAUUCAUGCUAUAUCUGAUGCUCGGUGUGUGUUUGACAUGGCUGAAGAAUUUGGCUUUAAGAUGAACAUGUUGGACAUUGGUGGGGGCUUCACAGGUUCAGAACUUCAGCUGGAAGAGGUUAAUCAUGUCAUCAGUCCAUUAUUGGAUGUCUACUUUCCUGAAGAAUCUGGUGUUAAUGUGAUUGCAGAGCCUGGAUGUUAUUAUGUUUCAUCUGCAUUUACUCUAGCAGUUAACAUCAUUGCAAAGAAAGCUGUUGAACAUGAUAAAGUUCUUCCCUCUGGAAUGGAGCAACCCAGGAGUGAUGAUGAGCCAACCUUUAUGUACUACAUGAACGAUGGUGUUUAUGGUUCUUUUGCAAGUAAAUUGUCUGAGAAAUUUAAUACCAUCCCUGAGGUUCACAAGAAAUACAAGGAAGAUGAGCCUCUGUUUGCCAGCAGCCUUUGGGGUCCAUCCUGUGAUGAGCUUGAUCAAAUUGUGGAAAACUGUCUUCUUCCCGAGUUGAGUGUCGGAGACUGGCUGAUCUUUGAUAAUAUGGGUUCUGGUACCUUGGGUCAACAGUCUGCCUUUAAUGAUUUUCAGAGGCCACCAGUUUACUACAUGAUGUCUUUCAAUGACUGGUAUGAGAUGCAAGAUGCUGGAAUUACUUCAGACACAUUGAUGAAGAACUUCUUCUUUGUGCCUUCUUGCAUUCAGCUGAGCCCAGAAGACAGCUUUUCCACUGCAGCUUAAACAGGCAGUAACGCUUCAUGUAGACUUGCAGUUGCAAGCCUGUAGUUUGUCUGGUCAACAUUCCACUCUGGAAUUAAAAUGGAACAAUCUUGAAUUCAACUCAUUCUCUUCAAAACUUGAAAAUUAGUAAUAGCCAAUUGGGACCAGGCAAAACCAGCUACAACUACAAUUCACUGGGGGUGGGAGGGUUAGUUAAUAAUGUCUAGAUUUAAACUUGCCAGUUCGUUCAGCCCCUGAGCGUUUAAAUAAAAUAUGCAACAAAAUGGAUGACUUAGUUGAGAUGGAAACCCAUCACUUGGGUUCUCAGUUAAACAGUUUACAUACAAGUACACAGUUUUUAUACUAAGGAUUCUUGUUAGAAAGUCUUGUAAAGUUAUUGUCUUUCACCCAGAUAUAUCAAAUGUCAGUGGGAGACUAGUGUGACUUCAUUAGAGAUGUUCAGUGUAUUUAGUGUGUAAAUUUGUGCUUUGAACUGUAGUUCAAUAAAUGUAAAAUUGCAUCAUAGUAUUUGUUGUAUUUGACCCUUGACGUAACCCGUGUAUGACUGCAAUAAAACUUUGUGUAGAUUUUUUUUUCAGGUUCUCUUUGUGAGAGGGACUAGAUAGCAGUGAAAUGGAUAUGUAGAUGAUUGUUUUGAAAGGAUUUUUUUUUCUUCCAGCCUAUUUCAGGUUUAGGUUGGCAGAACAUUAAAUAAUGAAUAGUUAAUUUAAGUAAAUUAAGUUUGGUGAACUAGUGUGAAGGGAAGUUCAGAUAAGUUCCUGGAAAGCUGAAAUGCAGUUUGAUGGUGCUUCAACAUAGAAAUGUUAAUAUAAUUUAGUUUAACACCAGAAAUAUCAAACCUUCAAGACAACAGGAGUGAAUAGCAGUACCUAGGAGAGGUAGCUGUAGCUAGAAUGCAUGUAAAACCCAUGUAGAAAUAUGAAUUACAGCUAUACUGAAUGUUAAAUAGAAAUGUCAGGUCCCUUUUUUUGAACCAGCUUUAUAGAAAAACUUCUAGUCCUGUACAGCAUUAAGUCUUUGUAAUAGAAGGGCUACAUGUCUUCAGAAACCUGGAUGAUCUUUUGCACUGUACAUUGUGUAUUUAUGUAACAGCAAAGCACACCAACUAUAUAUGCCCAUUAAUCUUAAUAACUGAAGCUGUUCAGUGGAAUUACUUGUUCUGUUGUUAAAGCAUCUUGAUUUUUUUCUCUAGUCCACUCCUUUUACAUUUUAAAAUAUUUUUCUUGCUAAUCUGAAACUUAGGAGUCAGGAUUGUGAAAUACUCAUGGCUAUUAAAUCCUGGAUCCCUGAAUCAAAAAGGAUUAAUUAGAAAAUGGAGAUUUUUUUUUUUUUUUAGCUCCUUACCUGGGGUGUGAAAUUUCCACCUGACUUGUACAAAUGCAUUUAACAUUAGUGACAACUGGCAGGAAAUCCAAGUUUGCAGUUCAGAAAGGCUAAGAAUACAUAAUAUUUUAUACCUUUUAAACGUGGAAAGAAAGUUUAUCAUGGAAUGAUCCUUUCAACUUGGACUUCCAGCACCAAGGGCUUGCCUACACCCAGUUUCAUAUCUGUAACUACGUUCACAGUAGGGAAUUGUACCAUGCUGUUUCUCAAUUGAUAGAGUAGUGUAGGCCAGCCCUAAGGGAAGCACUAAGAUACCUAAAUACUUCUGAGGAUUUAGGCCUAAGUACCACUGAAAUCAGUGGCUGUUAGGUACUUAAAUACCUUUGCACCUCUGGGCUUAACUGUCUUGUGAUUUUUGAGUUAAUGAAUUGUUCCUGUCUUUUGAAGGGAUAGAUUGAAGAUGGCCAUGUUAUAAGAAUUAUUUAUGGGGGUUAAUACAUUAGAAGUUAAUUUCUUAUGGAAAAUCUAGCCAUCAGACCAAAUUUCUCUAGGUUUGAAAGAGUCUAUGUACUCUAGUCCUCCAAUGGCAGGUUUGGCUGAAACCCUAACCAACCCAACUGAUUUGUAUUUAUCUGAGAUCAUGUUGCAAGAUUCGCUGUGGAGCCUUAAGGAGAAUUGUUUUAUGUUAAACUUGCAGCUCAGUUGCAAAUUCCUUUGUAAAUGAUAGGGUCGUCAGUUCAGACAUAUCUAUUGUAUAUGAAGACAGUUUGCCAUAAAAAAUUUAAGUUUGAACCCAGUAUGUAUUUCAAUUUGAUGCUAAAAAUUGUUACCAUCAUUUGUUUACAAUACUGUAAUCUCAAUUCAAAUAUUAAUAUAAACCUGAAUGAUUUCUAUAUAAGUGAACUGUAAUGUAGCUUUGUCAUGCUGAAUACACAUCUGCAACUUCUUGCUCAGUGGCUCAGAAAA
Messenger RNA from Gopherus flavomarginatus (Mexican gopher tortoise), 4082 nucleotides. RefSeq names its product antizyme inhibitor 1 (gene AZIN1). Gene Ontology annotation, cellular component: cytoplasm. The transcript is spliced from 12 exons. Bases 441 to 1793 code for a protein of 450 amino acids. Gene Ontology annotation, molecular function: ornithine decarboxylase activator activity; ornithine decarboxylase activity. Lineage: Eukaryota; Metazoa; Chordata; Testudines; Testudinidae. The record is from RefSeq and is a predicted model, not a curated record. Gene Ontology annotation, biological process: negative regulation of protein catabolic process; positive regulation of polyamine transmembrane transport.